Messenger RNA from Symbiodinium natans, 510 nucleotides. NCBI's taxonomy places the organism in Eukaryota, Dinophyceae, Suessiales, Symbiodiniaceae. The record is from the annotation of a GenBank genome assembly.
AUGCCGCCUCGAAAGCGACCAAGUAUUGCUGUUCCCGUUACCCCAACAGGCCGCAGCAGAAAGUCGCGAAGUGGGCCUGGGCACGCAUUAGAGGCAGAUGAUGAAUCCAUGGCAUCACCUACACCUGCCCAACAAGCAGGACAUGCUGCAGCAGGGCGGUACGUGGUGGCCGCUCCAGAGGCAGACGCCGAGCUGCAGGAGGAUGGCAGCAUCAUAGGAGAAGGAACUCGAGUCGCGAUUCUGUUCCAUGAGUCGUCCUUUGAUGCAGCAAUGCUACAGUUAGAAGCUGGGGGAUCUGAGAUGUCUGAAAGGAAUGAGACAGAUCUGGAGAUGCUGUACUUCGUCACCGAAGCAGAGGAUGGCCAGGUCGAGUUUCAUCUGCCUGAAACGGGCUUCAAGCAGACGUUGUCUCGAGGUGGAGAGGUCCUCGUCCCAGUGGGCGCAGCCUUUACUUUGAGGAACAUGAGUCCGACCAUUCCAGCUAAGCUGCUGGCAGUUGUUCCGCGGUAG